CGUCGCAGCAACAAGUCAGGGAUUUUGGAAAGUAAUGCAACAGAACACUUUUGAAGAAAGCAGAUACCCCUGGCAGGAGUCGUUUGAAAAUGUCAGUGUCUGCCUGCCAUUUCGUUGCCCGCGAUGUGGGGACCACACCAGGUUUCGGACCCUGUCUUCCUUGAGAGCCCAUCUGGAAUACAACCAUAGUUACGAAGACAGGAGCCUCUUGACAAAAUGCAACCUGUUUUCAUCCCUCCACAAUACAGAACUGAUCCCUUCUUCCGGGCCCCUGAUGCAAGGGAUGCUUGGAGAUGGUGCCAGUGUCAUGAAACCAAAGCUGUCCUAUCUAAACUUCUGUGAUGGGGCACGAGAGACUACGAAGAACAGGAAGCCGCUGGAGGUGGAAGCCGAAAGGCCUGCGUCUUAUGGGUCAAAUUACACGUCGGGGGAGUCCACAGACGAACCGAUUUCUAAACCAGGCUUGGCGGCAUCGACCACAGACUCCAAGGCCUCGUUCGAGGCCCACGUAAGAGAGAAGUUUAACAGGAUGGUAGAAGCUGUGGACAAAACGAUUGAAAAGAGGAUCGACAAGCUUACCAAAGAGCUGGCCCAAAAGACGGCUGAGCUCUUGGAGGUCCGCGCCGCUUUUGUGCAGCUUUCGCAGAAGAAGCAGGAAGUUCAGCGGCGAGAGAGGGCCCUCAACCGGCAAGUGGACAUUGCUGUGGAGAUGAUUGCAGUGCUGAAGCAACGGCUUACGGAGUCUGAAGAAGAGCUCCACAGGAAGGAAGAAGAAGUAGUUACAUUUAAUCACUUCCUGGAGGAAGCUGCUGAGAAGGAGUUUCGGGGCAAAGCCAGGCUCCAGCACUUCAUUGAGAAUCUGCUGCAGCGGGUGGAUCUGGCAGAGAAGCAGUUAGAAUAUUAUCAGAAUCAGCAGAUCAUGGAGGACUACAGUGAUGUCCAUGAACACGUGUUUACAGAUAUGUCAUCCAGUAAGAAACCCCGAUGCCUCAGUCGAGGAAAUCAGCAUGGUUUUUACAACACCCCUGAUGCGAAACCUCAUUCUCUUCAGAAAGGACGAAUGCACCUCAAGAAAGCCAAGGAGGACAAAACCUGUGCCCAUCCAGUUAAAUUAUUUUAUGAACCUGUUGACUGUGUGAGGGACAUUUGGAGACCUCAGAAGAAAGGGGACGUGGCAAAUGCUGCCCGUAAGGUUAAUGCAAAAUCAAAGAUCAGUAAAAAAAGCAAACAGCUCUACUAAGCAUAUAUAUGUAUGUAUUUAACCUAAUCUAUCUAUAAGUGCAUAGUACAAGAUCUGAUAGCUUUGAGCUACCACAAAGAAAGAUUACCAGCACAAGGCUAUGUGUGUCUUCUCGGAACUAAGUCCCCCUAAACUCAAUGGGACUUACUCCCAGGGAAGUGUACAAAAUCCCAUUGAACUCAGUGAGGCUUACUUCUGAGUAGACCUGCAUAGUAUUGUACUGCCAAUCACACCCAUUGCGUAAUCGCUAUAUAUUUCCCUGUUCAUUUGGGCAAUGACUUGAUAUAUUUAAUAGAUUAUAAUAGUAAUACAUAAAUAUAAAAGACCAAUUUAACUGCCUCAUUUCUAGAACUUUGGUUGUGUAUGUGAGGUGGCACUUUAUUUUUGCAAGAGGUUAUUUCAGUUGCGUCUGGC
Elgaria multicarinata webbii is the source of this 1654-nucleotide messenger RNA. It is a transcript of the gene ZNF365, whose product is annotated as zinc finger protein 365. The transcript is spliced from 5 exons. NCBI's taxonomy places the organism in Eukaryota, Metazoa, Chordata, Lepidosauria, Squamata, Anguidae. The coding region runs from base 35 to 1240 and encodes 401 amino acids. Gene Ontology annotation, biological process: regulation of DNA strand resection involved in replication fork processing; regulation of neuron projection development; telomere maintenance. The record is from RefSeq and is a predicted model, not a curated record.